This is a messenger RNA of Pygocentrus nattereri (red-bellied piranha), 4370 nucleotides long. RefSeq names its product plakophilin 4 (gene pkp4). Gene Ontology annotation, cellular component: nucleus; cytoplasm; adherens junction. Lineage: Eukaryota; Metazoa; Chordata; Actinopteri; Characiformes; Serrasalmidae. The transcript is spliced from 22 exons. Gene Ontology annotation, biological process: cell-cell adhesion; cell-cell junction assembly. Gene Ontology annotation, molecular function: cadherin binding. The record is from RefSeq and is a predicted model, not a curated record. Bases 202 to 3594 code for a protein of 1130 amino acids.
ACGUCACCGAGUGUGGCAGCUCCUACAUGGCAGAGUGCAGGACGGAGCCGGAGCUAACCGCCCGUUAACCCCCAUCCCCUCCCAUAUGGGCUCGGUUUAACAACAAACCCCUUAAAAACACAAUGUCAGCAUUCCGAACCUCUUCGUUUGGACCUAGCAGUCUCGACAAAUAGUCUUCACUAAGGAGGCUUUAUCGGGGAGAUGCCUGCUCCUGAACAGCGGCCUGCAGCAGAGGAGGAGGAGGUGCUGAGCUGCAAGGAAGGAUCCAGCACCAGCAAGAUGGAGACGGAAACGACCACCACUAACAUCCUGGCAUCCGUCAAAGAGCAGGAGCUCCAGUUUGAACGGCUGACCAGAGAGCUUGAGGCAGAGAGACAGAUCGUGGCAAAUCAGCUGGAGCGAUGCAGGUUGGGGGCGGAGUCUCCAGGUGCUGCCAGUGACAGUUCCUCUGAGAAGUCUCUGCUGUGGAGAUCAGCAGACUCCUCAGCGGCAGGUUUGUCCAAACCCCACGUCUCAGACGAGUGCCCUUCCCCCACGUUUGGGGUCAGAGUUCAAGGCUCACCCUACUCACCUGAACUGGAACAAAUCUCCCUGCAUGAAAGUGAGGGGUCAGCGGCUAACUCUCGCAGCUCAACUCAGAUGAACUCAUAUUCUGAUAGCGGCUACCAGGAAGUGAGUGGCUAUUAUAGCAACAUGGUGACCCCGAGGAGGUCAGAGGGAAGAUCGCAGUCAACUAGUUCUGCCCCAAGUGGCAGUCCAAGCCUGGCCAUGGGAUGCAGAGCUGAAGGACAAGCAUCAGCACCGGUGGCUGGUGGACGUGUAAUGAGGCGUGUUAGUUCAGUGCCCUCUCGUGCCUCUUCUCCUCUUUAUGCGCCGUCUCCACCCCCCUCUCACCCAAUGCUGGGCUCUGCUCUGGGAAGCCCUUACGGAUCGCCCAUCGUCUCUGAGCCCCGCCCAUUGCCCAGUGUCUUUCCUGGUACCACCCUUCCGCCCUCUUCCAGCCACGCCCCUGACCCGCUUCACUCCACCUUCCCUGGUCGCCAUGGCGAUGGGAUGGAGUCCCCGACUCUGCUACGUUCUGGGAUGACCGCUCAGCCUCAGCAUUACGGAACACUGGGGAAGCACGACGCACAUGCUUAUGACGACACACACUCCUCGUUCGGGGCACGGGCCUAUGAUAUGUUUGAGAGGAUAGUUCUUUCUAGACCGGACAGUCUUACAGGUCUUCAGAGUUCUUACAGCCAGCACAGCCAGUUAGGCCAGGAAGCUCAAUCCCCGGACCACCACAUAACACCUGUGUAUGAGGACAGAACCUUCCAGAACCCACUUUACCAGAGUCCCACCCAUGGCUCCCAGAGCGCCCUCUCCAGGAACACAGGGUUGGGAACUCUGCCAAGGACCACCAGUCAGUGUAGUACCCUGCGCUACCAAAGGGGGGCGUACUCCAUGCCUUCACACACUGACACUUAUCGCUCCACCCUUUACCGCACAGCAGAGUCCAACUAUGGCAGACAUGCUGCUGCCAUCGACAAUAACAUCGGUGCCACACGUUCUCCAUCCAUAGACAGCAUCCACAAAGACCCUCGGGAGUUUGCUUGGAGAGAUCCUGAGCUGCCAGAGGUCAUUCGCAUGCUGCAGCAUCACUUCCCCUCAGUGCAAGCCAAUGCUGCAGCUUAUGUUCAGCAUCUCUGUUACAGAGACAACCGCAUCAAGGCUGAGGUGUGCAGGUUGGGAGGAAUCCAGCACUUGGUAGACCUGCUGGACCACAAAACUCUGGAAGUGCAGCGCAGUGCGUGUGGAGCCCUCAGGAACCUGGUGUUUGGCAAAGCCACUGAUGACAACAAGGUGUGUGUGAGGAAUGCCGGUGGAAUCCCUGCUCUGCUUCGCCUGCUGAGGAAGACCACAGAAACUGAAGUGCGGGAGCUCGUCACUGGUGUGCUGUGGAACUUGUCAUCGUGUGACUCGGUGAAGAUGACGAUUGUCCGUGACGCACUUGGUCCCCUCACCAACACAGUGAUUAUUCCUCAUUCAGGAUGGGGAGCAGCACCCCAAAGAGAGGACCACAAACUAAAACUGCACUCCUCUCUAGUGCUGAGGAACACAACUGGAUGCCUCAGAAACCUGAGCUCUGCUGGUGAAGAAGCCCGGAGGCAAAUGCGCUGCUGUGAGGGGCUGAUCGACUCUCUGCUGUACAUCAUUAAAACGUGUAUCAACACCUCUGACUUUGACAGCAAGAUUGUUGAAAACUGUGUGUGCACUUUGAGAAACCUGUCAUAUCGUCUUGAGCUGGAGAUGCCCCCCUCUCGACUGAUGGGCACCCAGGAUUUGGACACGCUCCUGGGUAAUGACCCCUCCAGCAAACAGGCUGACUACAGCUGUUGGGGCCUGAGAAAGAAGAAGAAGAAGAGGUCGUGGCAGGACCUGCAGUGGGACGGAGUUGGGCCUAUCCCAGGGUUCUCUGGCAGCCCGAAGGGGGCGGAGAUGCUGUGGCACCCAUCAGUGGUUAAACCUUACCUCACCCUGCUGGCAGAAAGUUCCAAUCCAGCCACACUGGAGGGAGCAGCUGGGUCACUGCAGAACCUCUCGGCAGGGAGCUGGAGGUUCGCAGCUUAUAUUCGAGCGGCAGUGCGAAAGGAGAAGGGUUUGCCCAUCUUGGUGGAGUUGCUAAGGAUGGAUAAUGACAGGGUGGUCUGCUCAGUGGCAACUGCACUACGCAACAUGGCUCUGGACGCCAGAAACAAAGAGCUGAUUGGGAAGUACGCCAUGCCAGACCUGGUGACUCGUCUGCCAGGUCAUGGUCCCUCGCUGCUGUCUGAUGAGACGGUGGCAGCAGUGUGCUGUGCAUUGCAUGAGGUCACCAGCAGGAAUAUGGAAAAUGCCCGUGCCCUCGCCCAGGCUGGUGGUAUCGACAAGCUGGUCUCCAUAAGCCGUGGCCGUGGGGAGAGGUAUUCAAUGAAAGUGGUAAAAGCUGCUGCGCAGGUGCUGAACACUCUGUGGCAGUACAGAGAUCUGCGCAACAUCUAUAAAAAGGAUGGGUGGAAUCAGAACCAUUUUCUCACACCAGUGUCAACACUGGAGCGAGAUCGGUACCGGUCCCAACCCACGCUGCCAACGAGCAACUUACAGAUGUCACCUGUCAUCCAGUCAGGCGGUAGUGCCACUUCUUCUCCGGCUAUGUUGGGAAUAAGAGAACAUCGGUUGAGUAAGCGGAGGGCUCAGUCUUCUAUGCAACUUUAUAACUAUUACGGAGACACCAACAGAAACAAAAAUCUGUACACAGGGUCAGGAAAGCAUUCUGCCUAUUUCAUAAGCUCCUAUCCCUCCCCUUCACUCGAGGAACCUCAGAGGCCACAGCACAGCCAACUGUACUACUCAGACGAGCCAAAUCACAGGGCCUACGACACUUACGGAAUGUAUCUGGCGUCUCCAAUGGGCUACGACGACCCUUAUCUGGACGAGCCGCUCCAAUAUCCGGUGGUGAGCGAGAGACAGGCACUCAAACGCAACACCAACUACGUGGACUUCUACUCUACCACACGCAGGCCUUCCUACCGAGCUCAGGCCUACCCCGCAUCUCCAGACUCCUGGGUGUAGGCACAAGUGUGUGUGUGUGUUUGUGAGUGGUUAAAUGCAAGUGUCUGUGUGUCUUUCAGGCCCCGUCCACAUUAUACAGAUGUUUUUGAAUCAUUUUUCUCUGCAUUUUGGCCUCUCGUACAUAUGAAAACGGCAUGUACACUGAGCUUUGGGAAAACUCCCAAACUCUCCAAGGUGGACGUCUUUUUGCCGUGUUUUGUGUAGACAGGUGAAACGUCGUUUAAAACAGCUGACAUGACAUCAGCUUGCACACAGUCAUGUUUUUUGCAUGUGCUUAGCAUCAAGACUGUGACGCAGUAUCUGACACGGACGGUGACUGCGUUUUUCUGCAUGAGUGGUAAUAUCAGGUAAUUAUCAGCUUUGAUUACAUGUUUAUUUAAUUUAUCUAAACUUUCUUGUUACACCAUCAGUCAACACUUGAAUUUGCUUUUUUGUCAUGGUUUAUUUUCUUAAAAGCCCAUAUUCCUAUUUUUUUCUUGAAUUUUAUUCAGGGCCAGGGUAAUGAAUAGUACAUUUUGAAACUUACAUAUCACUUCAGACCCCUUUAAAAAAAAAAGAGUGAGGCAUAUUUGGUUUUCUCUUUAAAGCUUUCAGAUAUUGUGUUUACUCUGAUGCUGUUUUCCCUGUGUAGUGCCACACCAGCGCAGUGCCUUGCAGGGCUACUCACUGCUGUGUUUGGAAAAUGAAGUCGAACCAGGAGCAGUGCUUUGGAUUACAGUUUGGAGCACAGAAAAGUCAUUCACAUGAAAAAUAAAGAAAAAAAAACUUUAAUGGUA